UCAACGCGCCUGUUGUUGUUGUGGCUGGAUUCAUUACUGUGGCCAGUGGAAAAAACUGUCAUCAGAGUGUAAUGAUAAUGUUAACAAUGUGGAAAAUUUUUAUUGCGUUCRCAUUGGUGACGUUGCGCGCGACAUUUGUGGCAGCACGCUUGCAUUCGUCCAACAGUCUGAUGUUGCAUGCAGCCGGAGUUGGCGGCGGCAGCGGUGGCAUUGGUGGCCUGACUGGCGGCUCGUUAACCAACAAAGAUGCGCACGUGAAAACAAAAGACAUUGAUGCCGUGGAAGGCAAAUCCGUCUCCCUGCCAUGUCCGAUCAGUGCACCGCUGAGUGACGUUUACAUGGUCUUAUGGUUCCGCGAUAAUGCUGGUAUACCGUUAUACAGCUUUGAUGUGCGCGAUAAAGUGAAUAACGACCAACCGCGGCAUUGGUCAGCGCCGGAGGUGUUCGGUUCUCGUGCCAAAUUUCACUUCGAUUCGCAGCCGGCAACAUUGGAAAUUAAGGAUAUCAAGCGACACGACCAAGGUGUUUACCGCUGCCGCAUCGACUUCCGUACAAGUCAAACGCAAAGCUUCCGCUUCAACCUCACCGUCAUAAUACUUCCCGAACAGCCAAUUAUAUUGGAUCGCUGGGGGCGACAGCUGAAUGGCACGCUGCUCGGACCGAAGCAGGAAGGUGAUGAUAUUGUUAUCACGUGCCGUGUGGUGGGAGGUCGCCCUCAACCUCAAGUACGCUGGCUCGUAAAUGGACUACUUGUCGACAAUCAAUACGAACACAAUUCCGGCGAUGUUAUCGAGAAUAGGCUACUUUGGCCGUCGGUUCAACGGACUGAUUUAAAUUCCGUUUUUACUUGUCAAGCAUUGAAUACACAAUUAGAUAAGCCUAAGGAGAAAAGCUUUUUGCUUGAUAUGCAUUUGAAACCGCUGACGGUGAAAAUAAUUGAGCCACCCAAUUCGAUGGUGGCGGAUCGUCGCUACGAAGUCAUAUGUGAAUCAACCGGUUCACGUCCGAACGCCAUCAUCACCUGGUACAARGGGAAGCGGCAAUUGCGGCGCACAAAGGAUGACAUCUCGAAGAAUGUUACACGCUCUGAGCUGAGUUUUGUGCCCACCACAGAUGAUGAUGGCAAAUCCAUAACUUGUCGCGCUGAAAAUCCAAAUGUGAACGGCCUUUAUUUGGAGACAAUGUGGAAGUUGAAUGUCGUAUAUCCACCAUUGGUAACGCUGCGACUUGGUUCCACCCUCACACCUGAUGAUAUUAAAGAAGGAGACGACGUAUAUUUUGAGUGUCACGUACAAUCGAAUCCUCAAUGGCGGAAGCUCUUGUGGUUGCAUAAUAACAUUCACCUCGAGCAYAACACUUCCGCUCGCGUCAUACGCUCCAAUCAGAGUUUGGUACUGCAGAAAAUCACCAAACACUAUGCAGGAAAUUAUGCUUGCAGCGCCAUCAACGACGAGGGUGAAACUGUCAGCAACCAACUACCGCUGCGUGUAAAAUACACACCUGUUUGCAAGCAUUUGGAUCGUGUCAUACUAAUUGGCGCCUCAAAGGAUGAAACUGUCGAAGUCACGUGUGAAAUACAAGCGGAUCCGCCCCCCAGAACUUUUCGYUGGAAGUUCAAUAAUUCGGGUGAAACAUUGGAUGUUGGCAGUGAACGCUUUAGCGUAAAUGACAGCAGAAGUGUGCUCAAGUACACACCGAUAUCUGAUCAGGAUUACGGCACUCUGUCCUGUUGGGCUUCCAAUGAAGUUGGUACACAAAAUCAGCCGUGUCUGUUCCAAGUAGUGCUAGCUGCUCUGCCCAAUGGCGUUUCAAAUUGCUCCAUCGUUAAUCGUACGGAUGUCAGUGUMGACAUUCAAUGCAUUCCCGGCUAUGAUGGUGGAUUGCCACAAAUUUUCGUGCUCGAGAUGUUCUCAGCCCGCACAGGACUAACAAGAUUUAAUUUGACCAACAUUGAGGAGCCACAGUUUUCUCUGGAAAAUCUCGAUACAUUGACAUCAAUGAUGACACAGGAGAACAACUCUCUGAAAYUGCGUAUUUAUGCUUACAAUCAGAAGGGCCGUAGUCCUUUGUAUCUGCUGUCGGAUUUCAUUAUUGGCUCGUCAGCAUACAAAUCAGAUGAUGUAUCCAUUACGCUGUCGCCGGUGCUGGUUGGCAGUGGUCUUACCGUUGUCAUCAUUAGUUUGGCCAUCAUUGUGCGCAUAUUCAUUGUAACAUUUUUGCAUAAUUUGCGACGCAAUCAGCAGCACAGCAGCAAACCUAUAGCGACCGGUGUGGCAGCGCAGGCUGGCGAUGUGCUGAAGUGCGGUGGCAUGGAAAAACCGCGUUGGCAGCAUACGGACAUUAAAACUAAAUCAUCCGAAGAUCUGGUGGAAGAUGAACGAGAUCCGGAUGUUAUACCAUCCCAAUACGUUACGGCUGGCAAUAGUAAUGGCGUCGGCGGUGGUGGUGGCAGCAGCGGAGGAAGCGGCAACGGCAGUAGCAACAGCGGUGGUGGCGGCGGCGGAAGUGGCAACGUUGGCAGUUCUGAGCUACACUUCACACCAAUAGCAGCCACAAAGUGGUCACCAAAUUCCAAACACCUUCCUGCAACCGCAUAUGACAAUAUCACGCAGCUCGUCGCUGCUAAUCAAAUCACAGCACGUACAACACAUCUACACUCGGGCCCAACUGCAGAUCCCAAUGGCAGUAGCAGUAGUGUCAUAGUCAAUGCUGUGGACACUGGCUUACUGCAUCACCAUCAACAGCAGCAAUUGCUGAACGCAAAAGCAGCAGGAGCCGCUGCCGGUGCCGCUGCCGGAGCUGCAACGGUGGUCACAGCGACCCAUUCAGCGAAUGGCCUAAAUGAGGUACUAAUCGGUUCACCCACCGCCGCGUACAAUGCCACCCAUCAGCAGCAGCAGCARCAACAACAGCAAUUGCAGGGYGCUGGCAGUGGCGGCACGUUGCCACCCGGUUUGGGCGGUGGCAGCGCUUACAUACUCAACAGUCUCAUCAAUAGUAAUGAGAGUUGCAAUAGCAACGGUAGCAUCAGUGGCAGCAACGGUGGAUUGCAUCAUAAUGUAGUUGGCGGCACUAUAGGUCGUGCAACAAUGCUGCAUCACCACCAACAGCAGUCACACCAUCCGCUACCCGUGCCACAUCCACUCGCAUACAAUACCCUCGCCGGCACAACGGGUGUGAGUGCCAAUGGACGUCACCAUCAUAGCGCAUUGCCGUCGAUGUUGCUCACCUCACAGACGUCGGCGUCGUUAAGUGGGAUCGGGCUGUUACUGAAUGCCAGCAAUAAUAAUAGUAGUAGUAGUGGUGGUGCCAGCGGUCUGGGGCUGAGUAUGACGGGCGCGGCAACGGCAUCUGCGGCCUCUACAGCAACGACGUCCUGCAAUUCGUCCAGCGACUUGGAUGACAACAUAAAUAUAAAUGCCAUCAAGGAUUGCUUAAUGACACAGCGUGUGCCCGAAAGCUGCGUCUGAGCUGGCAAUUUAUGCAGUGCGCCGAGAAAGGCGCCAAGCAAGUCCUACAAGUGUGUGCUGCGACGUGAAGUCCGUGUUGUAAGAACUCUCGUAAAAUGGUAUGUAUGAAUGUGUGCCGCAAGCAAGUGUAUGCCGUGUAUUGAAAAAAAAAAAGAUAAUAAUAAUAAUAAAAUAAAGUCAAAGUACGAAAUGUAUAGUGAAAUAGCUUACAAAGUAAAAGUWUGAGGCAUGAAAAUAUGUAAUGAAAUAUGUAAGUAAAGAUAUACCAAUAAGUCCACACCAGUAUAAAUAAAUAGAUAUGUAUAAAGGUAAAACAAUGAAGUUGCGCUAUAACACUACAUUGGCUAAGUGGYUCUGAGCUGCUACCUGCUUCAGUACGUCCUUGAUAAAUUGUAUUAGGCAUUAAGUGCAGUUAGAUUGAUGAGCGAGUAAAAAGUUUCCUUGCAAUUAGCACUAGCGCUGGAAGAAAUAAUGACAAAUUUUUGCGGACGAAUGAUUAAGUAGAGUUAGCAAUUUCAUUUCUCAAAAUUCUAUAUAAACUUAAAUAGUCCACGACAUCAACUCUGAAUAAUGCAAMCCAAUCACUGCGGUGCGUUCGUUUGAUUGCAAAUCUCCAAAGGCUUCAGAAAAUAUUAUAUUAAAAUGUUAAUAUUGUUUAGCUUUCAGUGUCAAGCCGAAGAUUAAACCAAAGAAAUCGGACAACUAWAUCAUGUUGUUGCCAUACAAAYUGAAURAUCAGAAUAAAGGGAUAAAGAGAAGACUUUUUMAUUUUUMAUUUUUUAUCUUCACAAAAUUURAUAUGUGGUAUUACAUAAGGAAAUAGUGACAUCACAGCAGAAAAUAUUUGGAUCAGAUCACUAUAGAUUAUAGCUGCCAUAUAAACUGAACGACCGUUUAUGUAAUCUCCGAAGAAAUAGCUCAGUUUGAACAACUGGACAUAAAAASUGAACUGUCGGAAUCAAGGGCUCUUAUGGAAAACGGGUUCAUUUCACGAGAUAUCCUCACGAAAUUUGAUUUUUUAUCUAAAGUAAUAAUGCAUUCUCCGAAAGAUUUGUUUGGGUCACUGUAGCUGACAUCGACGGUGCUGACAAAUGCGAUAAUGUCUUGGAUAGAAAAAGACGUGCGCAAAAUUUCAAAUCGACAUCUCAAAAAUAAAGGCACUAUUUCGUGUAUAUGCAAACAGACAGAUGAUCUCCGACGUUUCCUGCUGRGGGUUUAAGCUUCGUUGCAAACUUGAUACACCCUCUUCGGGUUGUAAAAAUAAGUUCGUCUCUUCAUUUU
Molecule: messenger RNA, 4751 nt
Organism: Bactrocera latifrons
Lineage: Eukaryota; Metazoa; Arthropoda; Insecta; Diptera; Tephritidae
Gene: side-II
Product: neural cell adhesion molecule 1-B
Exons: 19
Coding region: 72-3470 (1132 amino acids)
Source: RefSeq, a predicted model, not a curated record